Cordyceps militaris CM01 is the source of this 2493-nucleotide messenger RNA. RefSeq lists its product as uncharacterized. The coding region runs from base 1 to 2493 and encodes 830 amino acids. Gene Ontology annotation, cellular component: RZZ complex. The record is from RefSeq and is a predicted model, not a curated record. The transcript has 3 exons. NCBI's taxonomy places the organism in Eukaryota, Fungi, Ascomycota, Sordariomycetes, Hypocreales, Cordycipitaceae. Gene Ontology annotation, biological process: endoplasmic reticulum to Golgi vesicle-mediated transport; mitotic spindle assembly checkpoint signaling.
AUGGCUGCCACCAUGGACCCGGUCAAGAUUGGUGAUGCCAUCAUGGCAUUUGCCAUAAAUGGUCGCUUUCCUGAAGAUGCCGAUACCCUGCCGCCCGUCUCAGGCACCGACCUCCAGCCCGCCAUUGACAGCCUGAACCAGGCGAGGGUAGAACUUGAAGCCGAGAUACAUCAAAUAAACGAGGAAACAAAAGACGACGUCAGCCUCUGGGCCAGGAAUGCAAAAUCGCUGCAGGAAGACAUCAUCCGCUCCAAGACCAUGGCAAACGAAAUCACCCGCCAAUCUGAGGCGCCUGACGUUUCAGGUGAAGCUAUCCUCGACGCCGAAGAAAAGGUAGCAUUUAUAAAUCGCGAGGUCCAAUAUAGCCAGCAAUUACACGAAGUCCUGCGCAGCCUUAAGAGAGUCAAUGACUUGCAAAACCAAGCCGAGCAGGCGCUUGGCGAGAAGCGCGUCCUAGAAUCUCUGCGCUUUCUGGAAGAGUCGUGGGCGGCCUUGGACAAUGUGAAUGCAGCGCGUUCAAGUCGCGUCAUGCGACUUCUCGAUGUUCAUGCUGUCGAGCUCAAGUCGGCGGCCUACCAAGUUUUCAAUCAAAUAUGGAAGUCCAUGGUCAACAUUGACGUUGACGCCUGCAAAAUUACAAUUCGCGACAUGUCUGAGGACGGCAAAAUGACCCUUGCUGAUGCAGCCAUUGGGCUCAAGGCAUAUAAGGAGGUCGACGAGCGGUUGGAGCAGCUUUGGCACAAUCUCGACACGAGUAUUCUAUCUCCGCGUAUGGACCGCCAUGCCACCUCAUUCCGAAGUAUUUCUACCACGGCCGACGAGCUCAGCUUCUCCGGGCCAACGGACCGCUCCAUUGAUAGCUUGCUUACAGACCUCGAGACAAUCUUUUUGUUUGUGGCAAAGAAGCUUCCGGCUGAUUUAUUACCCAACUUCUCUGCCCAAAUGGUUGGAGACGUGAUACCAAAACUCAUCGACAACUGGCUCAAUACAGUUGUUCCCUCGUCGCUCCAAAAUAUGGACACGUUCCAACACGUCAUCCACCGAACUCAACAAUUUUGCGCAACGCUGAGCGAGAACGGAUAUACCGGCCUGGACCGAAUUUCUACGUGGGCUGAGAAGGCACCCAUGACGUGGCUUGACAAGUGUCGAGAUACUGCGCUCGACGGUGUGCGGAACAGGCUUGCCGGCGGUAUCGGAGAGCCCAAGAAGGUUGAGAAGAUCGAAAAGCACAUGGUUACUGUUGCAGAGGGCAAGGAGCUUGCUACCACAGGCGCUGGCGCCGCAGCGGAUACUUCCGAUUGGAACGAAGACUGGGGCGAUGCUUGGAACGAAGAGGAACCAUCCGCCGAGGUGGCUCAAGAAACCGAAGACACGCCGAUGCAAGAUGACGAUGGUGCGGACGCCUGGGCUAGUUGGGGGGAGAUCGCAGAGGACAACCAGGAAGCUACCACGCCUGAGCCAGCCCAAGCCUCCAAAGCAACACCGGCCAAAGCUGCCCCUAGGCCGAGGCCACAGGCUGAUGAGACGCGCGAACUCAUUCUCAAAGAAACCUAUAGCAUAUCAUCCAUGCCAGAACCAGUGUUGCAGCUCGUCUUUUCAAUAUUGGAAGAUGGCAUGGCUCUAACAAAGGAGGGGGGAGAAUAUAGCCUGGUGGCCGGAACAGACGCUGGUCUCUUUGGCCUGCCAACCCUUGCUCUAGCAUUAUUCAGGGCAAUUUCGCCUCAUUAUUACUCGCUUGUUAUGGGCGGCAAUAUGUACUUGUACAACGACGCGAUGUAUCUGGCCGAAAAGCUCGGCGAAUACAGCGUGGACUGGAAGGAGCGGGAAGAUGUGACACCCCGAGCAAAGGCCAUGCUUCGCCUCGACAACGACAUCAAGACGUUGCAGAGCUUCGCCAACCGUAGCUACGCGGCGGAAAUGAGCAUCCAGCGGACCGUACUGCAAGACCUGCUAGGCGACUCGCAAAGCCUGCUGCAGCAGGACGAGAUGGAUGCUGCCGUGGAGGCCGGGACGACGCGCAUACGAACCAUGGCCAGCACCUGGGAGCCGAUUCUCGCCCGGUCCGUCUGGUCGCAGGCGAUUGGCUCGCUGGCGGACACAAUGGCGACACGUCUCAUCAACGACGUGCUCGAGCUGAGCUCCAUCGGCCAGGACGAGGCGUACAAUAUUGCGCGGCUCAUAUCGGCCGCGACGGCGCUCGACGACCUCUUUCUGCCCAGCAAGCUCGGCGACACGUCGACGCCGCCGCCCACGGACGGCGAAGAGGUGCCGGCGACGGCGCAGUACGCACCCCACUGGCUGCGUCUCAAGUACCUGAGCGAGGUACUCCAGAGCAACCUCAAGGAGGUCCGGUUCCUCUGGUGCGACAGCGAGCUCAGUCUCUACUUUACGGUAAAUGAAGUGGUGGAUCUGAUCAAGGCGAGCUUUGAAGACAAUGCGAGAACACGCGAUACGAUUCGCGAGAUUCGUGCCAAGCAGCCGCUCUCGGCAUAG